GUAGACAUCUGGCGCCACGGCUGUCUGCUUGUCGAAACAAUAGACAUCUGGCGCCGCACUGUCUGCUUGUCUAGUUAAACAAUUGCUGAGUCUGGCGCCGCGACUGUCUGCUUGCGUCUGGCGCCGUAUAGCCGUAUGUUCUGGUAAUUUCCAGACGCGAUAUUCUAGAAGGACACGUCGGCAUCAGCGAGAAGUGCGUGGCUAUAUAAGCCGUGGCAGCGCCAACGUAAUCAAUCAGUGCUAAGAGUAAACUGCUAUAGUGUAGACGAGUUGUGAAAUAAAGAGUUGUUGAAUUAAAUUAAACAGUUUUGGUUUUAUUUGUCAAUCCAGAGAUACGAACCUAACAAAGUGAACUAGCAGUAAAUUCGUAACAAUUGGUGUCAGAAGUGGGAUUGUCAAAUAAUCCAAAUUCCAGGUGGUUAAAUUCGGAGAAUUGAGAAUUCAGCAAUUAAAAAAGGAACUGGAGGAGCGUAAUUUGCCGAUAAGCGGGCAAAAGGCGGAUCUGCAGGCACGAUUACGUGAAGCAGUGGAAGCGGAUGGAAUUAAUGUGGACGAGUUCACAUUUGUUGGGCCAGAAACUUCUACAAAGGUAGAAGAGAAAGUAGAAGAACAACGAACAUCAUCAAGUGUAGACAUGAACACGUUGUUAGUGGCUAUUAAGCGAAUGGCAGAAAAUGUAGUGCAAACAGAAAAUCGUCUGGCACAGCAAAUGGCAGAAAAUGCAGUGCAAACAGAAAAUCGUCUGGCACAGCAAAUAGCCGAAAAUGCAGAAAAUGCAGUGCAGGCAGAAAAUUGUCUGGCACAGCAAAUAACGCAAAUAGCUGAAAAUACAUCACAGUUAGAGUCUCGCCUUACACAACAAAUAACUGAAAAUAAUACGCAGUUAGAAAAGCGUUUGGUACAACAGAUUACAGAAAAUAAUACACAAGUGCAAGAGAAAUUUUCAAAAUUUGAAGACGAAUUAAGCACAAUAAAAAAUGACGUAGAAAAUUUAAGAUCAGAAUUUCUUCAACUGAGUAAUCGUGUGCGAGAACUGCAACUACAUGGCCCUGCACCAUCAACAAAUAAUCAAAGAUUGAAGGCACCCACAUUCGAUGGAAGUAUUCCAUUUCAAAUUUUCAAACUUCAGUUUGAAAAGACAGCAAUGGCCAAUAAUUGGAAUGCAGCGGACAAGGUGGCGUCCUUGUUUGUAUCAUUGAAAGGACCUGCGGCAGAAAUCCUUCAGACUAUUCCAGACUGUGAACGGGACAACUAUGAGGCAUUGAUGAGUGCGAUAGAAAGACGAUAUGGUAGUGAGCACCGGAAACAAAUAUACCAGAUCGAACUGCAAAAUAGGGGUCAGAAGAUGAACGAGUCAUUACAAGAGUUCGCAACUGAAAUCGAACGACUGGCUCAUUUGGCAAAUGCAGAUGCACCUGUGGAAUACAUUGAGAGGGUAAAAAUUCAAUGUUUCAUAAAUGGAAUUCGUGAUGUGGACACCAAACGCGCCACAUAUGCAUUGCCAAAAAGAACGUUUGCUGAAACGGUUUCGCACGCCCUCACACAGGAAACAGCUUCCCUACUAAGUAAACCAGCACACAAAGUACAAAGAGUUGAAAUGGAACAACCGGCGCUGAUGGAAGAAAUAUUGAAGACUCUGAAGACAAUCGCUGCACCGCGAGUAAAUACAACAGGCAGAUGUUUCAACUGUGGAAAAGCGGGUCACUUUGCCCGUAAUUGCAAUAUAAAGGUAAACCCAUCAAAACGGAAUCAACCAACAGAACACCGAAAGAGGAUUCACCACAAAAAUGCGGAUGCAUUAUCGCGUCGCCCUUGUCCACUGGAACGUAAACAUUGCUCAAAAUCAGAGGGAAAAGAAGGUAUAAUCGACGUGCGAUUACUGAAUAUAGAACCUGAAGAUGAUUGGACUCCUCACCGCAUCAGAAUCAAUCAGCUGGAGGACCCUGAUCUUGCAAAGCUGGUAAUGGCCAAAGAAAAUGGGGUACGGCCACCAAAGGAACAAAUAAGUACCGAGAGUCCAACUGCAAAAGCAUAUUGGGCCCAAUGGAACAGCAUAAACCUCGUUAAUGGAUACCUUCAUCGUACCUGGGAAAGCGAAGAUGGCAAACAGUCUCGUCUGCUGAUCAUAGUACCGAAGUCCAUGAUCCCGAAAGUAUUGAAAGAAUAUCACAAUGGACCUAGUGGAGGGCACCUUGGAAUUACAAAAACUAUAGAGAAGAUUAAACAACGGUUCUACUGGAUCGGUUGUCGAGAUUCCAUAGCAGAAUGGAUAAGUAAUUGCGUAGAGUGCAUGGCAGCUAAAGGUCCUAAAGCCAAAAGUCGUGGUAGGCUACAACAGUGCAACGUGGGAUCACCAUUUGAACGAGUCGCAAUGGAUGUUGCAGGUCCGUUCCCAACCAGUACGGCCGGAAACAAAUAUCUACUGGUUGUCAUGGACUAUUUCAGUAAAUGGCCAGAAGUAUAUGCCUUACCAAACCAAGAAGCGAAGACAGUAGCCGAAGCGUUUGUAGAAAAUCGGAUAACAAGGUUCGGAGUGCCCGUCGAAUUACACUCAGAUCAAGGCAGGAAUUUCGAAUCUUCCAUUUUCCAAGAAGUCUGUACAUUAUUGGGCAUCCACAAGACACGGACAACAGCGUUACACCCACAAUCAGAUGGGAUGGUAGAGAGAUUCAACCGAACGCUCGAAGAACAUCUGCGGAAAAUCGUUGAUAAAGAUCAACGGAAUUGGGACAAGUGCAUCCAGAUGUUCCUGCUGGCGUAUCGUUCAGCAAAGCACGAGACAACUGGUUACACGCCAGCAAAGAUUAUUUUUGGAUCUGAUCUGCGACUCCCUGCUGAUCUUAAGUUUGGAACGAAUCCUACAGCUGUAAGAAAUGAUGGAGAUUAUUGUUCUGCCUUAAAGGAAGAAAUGAAUGAAUUGCAUCUAAUGCACUAUGGUCGGAAAUUUCAUUUCGUUGGCCAAAAGUCAAAAUUUUUGCAGUCCCGAAAUAUGUUGCGGUUUCUGAAAUCUAGUAGUCAACGCUCCAAAACAACCAAAAAUGAAUUUUGUUGUUGUAAUAUGCAAUUCACCGUUAUUCGGUGAGUCAUCGAAGUUGGAUUUGUUUGCUUCAUUUGUAAACAUAAUUGCGUUCGGUGUUUUAUAGUGCUUACUUCAAUUGCUUGUUAAAGCUGAAAACAAAGCGUGUUAAAUAAAAGUUUAAAUGGAACACGAAGGUGAUGUCGUCAUUUGUUUACAGAAUUCAGCAGUUUUUAAUAUUUGGUUGAAAAGAGUAUAUCCGUAAUGAGUUGUGGAAACAACUAAGUCUUCAUGUUGAUAUUCCGAAAGCAGGUGGUUGUGGUUCCACAAAUGACGGCAACACGUCGCGAAGAGCAUUUACGGAAUAUGAUAAAUUUUCGAAAAUUUUAGGAGUAGACACUGAAUUAAUAUUUCGAAUGAGAAUAAUAUUAAUAUGUUUAUCUUGUCAAUUUUCCCUAAAUUUGAAUAAAUUUGAAGAGUAUUGCUUUCAAACUGGUCAAUUAUAUCAAAGCAAGUACCCCUGGUUGCCAAUGACUCCCACAGUACAUAAAGUGAUAGUUCACUCAAAGCAAAUAAUACAGAAUACACAACUUCCUGUUGGUUACUUCGGAAAGGAUGCAGCUGAGUCACGAAACAAAAUAUAUAAAAGCGACAGACUGCACCAUGCACGUAAGACUAGCCGCAUUCAUAAUCUUUUCGAUGUAUUUCAUAGAGCUCUUGACACAUCGGAUCCAUUAAUUUCAUCUCUUCGCUUAAAUACACGUGUGCGCCAAAGGAAGCGUUUAACGCUGCCACUAGAAGUAAAGGAAUUAUUGUGUUGUGAGGAUAUCGGUGAAACAUGUGCGACUGAGAAUUUAGAAAAUAUGGAUGACGACGAGGGCGACGAGGACGAUUAUCCAGAAGAACUUGAACAGGAAAAUACAUUUUUGGAUAAUGAAUUGUAUUUAAAUUAAAGAGUUUAAUAAAAUUUUAAUA
Molecule: messenger RNA, 3991 nt
Organism: Bactrocera dorsalis (oriental fruit fly)
Lineage: Eukaryota; Metazoa; Arthropoda; Insecta; Diptera; Tephritidae
Exons: 2
Coding region: 635-3082 (815 amino acids)
Biological process (GO): DNA integration
Molecular function (GO): zinc ion binding; nucleic acid binding
Source: RefSeq, a predicted model, not a curated record